This is a messenger RNA of Erigeron canadensis, 801 nucleotides long. RefSeq lists its product as uncharacterized. The record is from RefSeq and is a predicted model, not a curated record. The transcript is spliced from 3 exons. Lineage: Eukaryota; Viridiplantae; Streptophyta; Magnoliopsida; Asterales; Asteraceae. The coding region runs from base 37 to 705 and encodes 222 amino acids. Gene Ontology annotation, cellular component: intracellular anatomical structure.
AUGACACAAGUAAUGUUGAUUUUUGAGUAAUAAAUAAUGGGUGCUCUAAACUUAGCAUUAUCGACACUUUCUUUGUUUCUUGUGCAUUUCAUUUCUGGUAUCCAAUCCGUCCACAAUAAUAACAACAAGAUGGGCUUAACAACUUCAGAUAUCAUUGCGAAACUGAAUCUUACGCCAAACCCAGAAGGUGGAUUUUUCAUAGAAACCUUUAGAGAUACUUCGAUCAACCUUUCCACUUCUCAACUACCCCCUCCUUUUAAAGUUGAUCGGCCCAUAAGUACGGCUAUAUACUUUUUUCUGCCAACUGGGACCGUCUCGAACCUCCAUCGCAUUCCAAGUGCUGAAACAUGGCAUUUUUAUUUGGGCGAACCUAUUACGAUAGUGGAAAUUGAUGAUAAGAACGGGAGUGUGAAGUUUACAUACAUGGGACACGACAUAAUUGGAGAAAACCAAAAGGUGCAGUAUACGGUGCCACCUGAUGUGUGGUUUGGUGCAUUUCCGUCUAGAGAUUAUGACAUAUCAAUAAUGGAAUAUAGAGUUGUGAAAAAGGCACCAAGGAAUGGAGAGAAGCACUUUUCUCUGGUGGGAACAACGGUUGCCCCAGCUUUCGAGGCUGCUGAUUUUGUGCUAGCCAAACGUUCUGAGGUCGUUUCUCGUUUUCCUGCUCUCGAAUCCCUCAUCUCCUUGCUCACACCUUCUGAUUAGGACGUAUAGUAAUAUUGAAUGUACUGGUACAGUAUUUGUAUUUGCGUAUUUGACUGAGAUUUUGUGCAUUCAGAAUUCACUUCUUUUUUUGUUGAA